Molecule: messenger RNA, 396 nt
Organism: Funneliformis geosporum
Lineage: Eukaryota; Fungi; Glomeromycota; Glomeromycetes; Glomerales; Glomeraceae
Source: the annotation of a GenBank genome assembly
AUGGAUGAAAAGAAAGUGCGAGUUGCCGAUCCUCCACUACUUAAUCGAUUUGAAAAACAAAAAAUGUCAAUUAAUGACGUAGUUAAUACUAGACAAAAAUCACUUGUAGUAAAGUUGGGUGACUGGGCAAGACGCAUGUCAACUUUAGUUGGAGUUAAUGAAAUAAAUAAAUCGCAAAAUAAUGAAUUUACGCAGAAAGAUCUAUUUAUCGGUUUUAACGAAGAUGAAACUUUACAAAGUUUAGUCGUUGACUCUACAAAGAAUAAUCCAGAAGUUAAGGAUGAAGAGAUUCUAAUAAAAUGUAAGGAGCGUCUAAUAGCAAUAGCAACUUCUGAUGGAAUUGUGAGAGCCGAACAAUCAAUGUUAGAACAAGACGAAAUCGAACAAUGGAAACAA